Dermacentor silvarum is the source of this 6462-nucleotide messenger RNA. Its product is annotated as carbonic anhydrase 7-like. Gene Ontology annotation, molecular function: carbonate dehydratase activity; zinc ion binding. The transcript is spliced from 9 exons. Gene Ontology annotation, cellular component: plasma membrane. Bases 236 to 1459 code for a protein of 407 amino acids. The record is from RefSeq and is a predicted model, not a curated record. NCBI's taxonomy places the organism in Eukaryota, Metazoa, Arthropoda, Arachnida, Ixodida, Ixodidae.
UCUGCUCCCGCCCCUCCGCGUGACAGCAGCAGCAGCCGGCGGUGCUCGGGCGCGCGAGAGGGACGACUUUUUAAGCGUGACCGCGGGGAUUCCUGCCAACAGUUUCGCUUUUCAUGCUGCCGAAGAGGAGCAGCAUAGCCGCUCGGGGCUUGUUUGAGAGGUCGCCUUUUCAAGUGCACGACACCACCACGCUCGCUGCUCCCCUCACGUCGCCGCUGCACCGGGACUUUAGACCAUGCUGGCGACACCGGCCCCUCUCCUAGUGCUCGCCGUUCUGAUCGCGGUGGCGGACAGAGGCUCCUGCAAUGCGAAAUGGGGCUACAAAGGUGAAUUCGCGCCCUACAACUGGGUGAACGUGGACACGAGCCCCAACGUGAACCAGUGCGGUGACAAGUUGCAGUCGCCAGUGGACCUCGACGACCGCUACGCCGAGUACGAGCCGGGACUGACGGAAAUCACCUUCAGCGGCUACGACCAGGAGCUGUACAACCCGUACAUCGUCAACAAUGGACACACGGUGCAAGUCUCGGCGACGGAGGAUUCGAACCGGUACAUCGAGGGCGCUCGUCUGCCUGGCCGCUUCCAGUUUGCCCAGUUCCACCUUCACUGGGGCGCAAACUCGAGCAGAGGGUCGGAGCACACGGUCCGUGGUUUCCAGUACCCGCUCGAGCUUCAUUUCGUGCAUUUCAACGCCAAAUACGGCUCCGCCGCCGAAGCCAUGAAGUACCAAGACGGACUCGCUGUCAUAGCCGUCUUCUUCGAGGUGAGCCCGACGGCGAACGACGACAUGAGCGUGCUCGUGGACGCGCUCAAGGAAGUGCGGCUGAGCGACGAGAAGGGCUUCAACCUGCAGAGGCCCGUGGUGCUGAACCGGUUUCUGCCGCGCAUCACGCGCAGCUACUUCCGCUACCUGGGCUCGCUGACCACGCCCCCGUGCUCGCAAGCCGUCACCUUCACGGUGAUGACCACCACUGUGCCAAUCAGCGAGGAGCAGCUGCAGCAGUUCCGGCUCCUGCGCGCGGGCAAGGACGAGAACUCGUCGACGAUGGUGGACAACUUCCGGCCCACGUUCCCGCUCAACGGCCGACGCGUGUUCAAGAGCUUCCCGUCGUCGGCCACGCGCCCGGGCCUGGGGCCCGAGGGCUUCCCUUCGCUCCAGGACGCCGACGACUCCUACGCCAUCCUCAGCGAGUCCGGCUUCGACGACAGGUUCAGGGAGUUGGCCUCGGUGGACUCCCUGGCCCAGGGCGUGGGUGAGGUGGUGCGUCGCUGCAACUACGUGCGCUCCUUCGUCGACUGGCCGAGGCACAGCCGCGUGUGCGCGCCAAUCUGGAACGCCUUCCAGGACCCACUAGGCCUAACGGCGUCCCAGCCGCUCGUGUUGGCGCCGCCCUUCUACGAGAACCCGGCCGCCGGUUACUACCAGCUGGUCGCCUACGGAAAGAAAAAGAAGAAGUAAACGCGUCCCCAGAGAAGUCACCCUCUCCCCCCCCACGUCACCGAUUACACCCUCGCGCGAAAUGUUUUGCUGUUAAGUCGAACCUCGAUAUAACGAAAUUGUACUUGUAGCGGAAAACUUUGUUAUAUCGCGAAUUUCGUUAAUUCGAGUUUCGUUAAUUUAAUGAAACUAAGAUCGGUAAAUAAAAAUAGUUCGUUACAUCGCGAAUUUCGCUAAAUCGAGGUUCGUUAUAUCGAGGUUUGACUGUAUUCAUUCUGUACAGUGUGUAAUCUUUUUCUUUUUUUUUUUGUUCUUCUUGAUUUUGUUUUUUUUAGGUAGUACAGUACGGUUCAAUGUUAAAGGGGACACCUAAUAUGUAUUCAGCCAUCGAUUAUCGCUGAGAUAUGGCAUGGAAGCCUACGAAGUAGCUUUUGCGUGUGUAGGCGUGCGUGCGCGCCUAUAACACAUGAUAUUAGGCGUUAUACAAAUGUGCCAGCUAUAUCAGCUUGGUUUAGGGGUUAGGUGCUCCCUUUAUGAAUUGACCAUACUGUACAUAGACAACAGGGCAACAGCGGUGGUUUAUCAAGCCGCUUACUAGUAUUCCAUGUGCCAUUUCACACACACAAAAAAAUGUGUUAUCGGUUCAGAGCUAACUGCAUGCGCACGAUGCCACCAUCGGUGGAUUCUGAGGCCCAUGUGUGCGGCUCGUAACGACCGAUAAUUUUGCUAAAGCCUCGCUGGGUUUCGUUUUUGGUAUAGUUUUGCUUUUAUUUUUUACCUCCUAGAGAUACUUUUUUUUUUUGCCAAAUUGUGUUUCGUGUCACUAUGUGCUGAAGUGCCAACAAUACUGAUGAGAAAGACAAAAGAAGAAAAAAAAAGAACACAGAUAAUUGUGUAGUAUGUAAAUCUGCUAUUUGUUGGAAACACAGACGUUGUGCUUGCGAGGUACGCAGCUUCGGAAGCUUAUUAUCUGGAAAGCUGUGCUAAGAAAAUGUUCCGGGCAGACGGAACUGAAGGAGUUCAUGAUGCUUGCAGCGAAUGCCAUUACAAACUCUUUUUUAUGUGUACAAAUCGUUGCCUUGAUUGGCCCUCUGUUAUGUGUUUAUGUGUGAAGCUACGGCUUUAGCUUUUAGCUACGCCUUUUUUUUUUUUUUUUUGUCCCAGAAAGAAAAUGAAAAUGAUGUGUGAAGGCAUCGCUUGGCUGUGCAACUGGAGUGUACGUUCGUACGUUUUCUUCAAGACUGAAUACGACUGUCACCUCUUUUGUUAGCAAAGUCAAUAAAAUGCGAAUGGCGACUAGUUGGAGGUAGAGAAAGGUCACUAGAAAGCGAAAUUCAGAAGAAUCUCUUGUCAGAUAUGUGAACCCCGGAAAGAUGCUCGAACUAUACGCGUACAAGCUCCAUGGAGUUCGACCACCUGCGACAGUCACAGGUGUAUCGAACCGUUGUGGGUAGCAGUAGUAUAUAGUAAUCUUCAAUUGCAAUUUAAAGGGAAACUCGACACUUCUGUGAACAGAAGUGAGAGUUCGUUGUUCCCAAAUUUCUCUUCUUUUUUAACUUCCAGCUCUGGCCACAAUAUACCAGAAUUUAAUCUUGAUAGCUCACUUAAACCUGAAGUAUUUUCCUGUUUGUUAGUUUUUUCCGGGCGCCUCAUACGCUAGUGAAUUAAUGGCUAGACCAUAUCACCUUUAAAUACGUCAGCAGAGUAAGACGGCCAAUGUAAAUCGAAAGCAGACUUUAAGCAGUAAUUGGUUUUUGAUUGAUUCGCCUUUUAGGUGAUCAGUUGUAUUAUUGCUACACAGAAGCACCUGAUGAAAGUGCACCUGUAGCUAGCAAUGAUGACUACGCAUAUUUUACUCUUGUUUACCGUGCUGACAAUAACUGCAUUAUCUCACGUGAUAAGUAUACUCAAUGUGCUAAUGAACGAUAGUUACAAUGAAGUUUGCUGCUUCUAUAACAACUAUAUUUGUACCAGGUCGUAGGCUGCAAUUUAUUUUUCAUGCAUUUUUCGUCGUGCUAAUUUUCGGUACGUAUAGUGGAAACAUCAUCUCGACGUUAUCAAGUUUCCUCAGAAAAAAUACGAGUAAGAAAUUACUAGCGUAAUGUCAUAGUGAUGCAAUACUCGACGCUGUUCUUCGUCCAUGUCUUAAUUCUCAUAUUUUGCUCACCGCAGUGCAUCGCACAAUUUUUGUGUAUGUGCUUAUUUGUGCUCUGCCUAUGCGUGUCAUGAAUUAGCCAACCAAAAUCUCCACCUGUGAGAUAUGACUGUUCCAGCAUUGAUGGCCACGCGAAGAUAUUCUGUUUAUCAGCUUCUGCAGUUACCCGACAGUUGUCCAUAUGCUCAUUUUUUUCUUUAUUUAGCUUAUUCCGAAUCUCACGUUGUUGUUCUCUUAUUUUUUUUAAAUUUCUGUAUACGUCUUUUUGGCGUCUGGUACACAUUUCCCUUCAGACGCGACAGAAAGCGUGACUUACUCGUGUCACCUUUGUUCACUUUCAAUUGCCCAAGACGUGUGAUAACAUUGAUAAACUAUUUUAGCAGCCGCACUGCACCCAAUGACCCGAAAUUGCGAGCGCGGCUGUCAAUCACCGUUUUAUUCCAAGGAAUAAAUUAGCGAGGUAUAAUUGCAUCCCUCCAAUUCCCCUGGAGCUGAAAGUCCGGAACAAUUUCCGUUGCAAUAAAGGUCGCGCAUUUCCCCACAAAUUCAUUCGAUUCCGCCAAGGCACCACAAGGUGACGUGUUUUUUUUUUUUUUUUUGUUCUUGUUCUAAGGAGCACGGCAAAAAGUUACUGAACCGAAAUGCACUCACGUGGUGCGCUUCCAGGGGAAGAAAGUAAAGGAGCACCUGUGGAAACAAAGCCGCUCCAUUACGAUUCCAGUCCGAGUAAAACAAGCUGAAUUCCACUCCUGAUGAAUUGGACACCAUUCCAGCUUCAAUCCAUUCCGUUCUUGUAAAAACAGGAAUGACUCUAGGGUCACUUUAAUUCCAGGAACCCUGGCCGCCACACAUUACUAGAACACGUUAACAUUACUACUCACGAGUCCCCGUUUGCGGAUGUCGAAUUCGCGCGGCAUCGACAUCACUCGUAAUGAAGUAGCCGUCGAAGGGCAUUCUUCCAGAAGGCAUUAAGUCGAAAGGACUUUUGUGGUACUUCUCACCGUCCCGGAAUGAUGAAGGCCACAAAGCAAACAUUCCCGUCAUGAAUGUUGAAGGUCAGUUGUCCCACCUGAUUUUUCGUCUCUCUUAUCUCUAUCUCUUUUUUUUUUAUUUUUAUUUUUUUGUGCUCCGCAGCUACAUGAAUAUUUGACUCGAGGUUGAAGCUAUAACGAGCGUCCUGUGCUUCCAAGACCCUCGUGAUUAAUAAGCGUUGCCACCUGUUUCAGGCUAUGUUCCCACACGCUUGCCAAAGCCACACUACACACAGUAUAUUGCAUACUACAUCUGAUAGGAUUUUUUUUUAAUUAUGCGCAUUCCUUCCUAAUGCCAGUAAUUAUAAAGAACAAACGGGUAGACCCUAUAAAAGCAGCCCCUUUAUCAGCAUCGUAUACAUUACGUUACGUCAGGUAAGCACUAACGUCUGCCUUCAAUUUACUGAGAUGUUUAACGGGAAUUAAGUGUGCCGAUUCUUUGCAUUUUGGAUGCACCAUGCCAAUAAAUGUUAAGUCAUGGAAACCUCCACAGCACGUGGCACGCUCAGCGCACCAACUGGAAGUAGCCUCCUCGAUAUCUUGCUGAAUCCACGAGUCAUUUAAAAAGCCAAGGAUUGAGCCAGGUUACUUAGUCAAUGCGAGCAGUUCUUUGUUGCAUUCUGCACGAUUACAUGGUUCAGAAGCUCACGAGACGAUGACAAUAUAUAUAUAUAUAUAUAUAUAUAUAUAUCCUAAAGUAGUUAGGUGAGAACAGAAUCUAUCUACCUUAUCCUAGGUAGAUAACGAGGAUACACCUAAUCAAACAUAACAAUAAUGCAUAAGGUAACGCAGAGAGAGCGCCAAUUCCCUCCUCCUUUCGCUCAGUACAUUUGGGCUCCAGUCCUUGAAAGCUAUUUAGAGGACUAAGGCUUUGUUAAGGUGUUAAUGAUGGCUAUGCGUGAAGCAUAGCCACAACUGACACCUUAAAGCGUUGCCGGCAAAACAGUCCGAGAUUAUAUGUGCCUGAGGUUAAACUGACGAGGCGAUUGAUCUCGGAAGAACACAGCGCCAAAUGGGCCCACAUUUCGCACUGAGGGCACCCAAACUAGGAUUCAGCAGAUAAGUUCCACGAACUUUGUGUUGCUGUGUUUCUGAGUUGUCUUUCAGUUUUAGUGUGGUUUUAAGUGAUUUAUUUUUCAUGUAUGUGGCCUUUAUUAUUUAUGAAAAAGAGUAGCCGGCACCAGUUAAAGGUGCCAGCAUCUCCUAAGCAUCAUAUAGUAAUAAUAAUAAUAAUAAUAAUAAUAAUAAUAAUAAUAAUAAUAAUAAUAAUAACGUUCCACGGUAAUCUGCAAGGUGGGGGAAGAUCUAUAUGAAAGAAAAGAUUUACCUUUCGUGGACCGAAACCAGCUGCGAAAAAAAAUCUGACCAUGAAAUUGGAGCUCGGGGCCAAAACAGACAACAAGGUUUGUACACGAAAGCGUUUUAUAAGAGUGCAAAUAAACUAUUUCUGUGAUACGCCCAUUUACAAGUCAACAAUAAUUCCCCUUUCGCGGCGUAAACUAGUUAUCCGCAAGCAACCCGUGUGAUCUUUCUUCGCGCCAGUCGUCUUCUCUGUGGUCUACAUAAUAAUACACUUUCGCUGUUUGUUAUCAUUGAAACUGCGUGUGAAAAUAUGCUUUAUUUUGUUAUCGCGCGUCGCAACGCGAGUGCCAUGUUUUGCAUUUCAAGCAUGCAUUUAUAUUAGCAGCCAAACGAUCGUGCCAUGUAAGCCCUUUGUCAGCAUGCAGUUCGUGCUAUAUAUAUGUGCCAUUUAGCAGUGCCAUGCUUCGCCUGCACUAUAUACGCGUAGUGUGCGUUAAAAUGUUUGUGAAGGCAAAUAAACAACAUUGUUACUAGUA